AUGAAGUUUUCCCACUCGCUUCAAUUCAAUGCCGUACCCGAGUGGUCUUCCAAGUAUAUCGCCUAUACAACCUUAAAGAAGUUGAUAUAUUCCCUACAAAGGGACAAUCUAAGAAAAGAGCACCAAAAUGGUGACGCCCUGGACGGAAAUGACUUGAAUUUGGAGGAAAGUGCUCAUUUGGUUUCAAGCUCUUUGGCGGAUGCAGCGGGAACUGAAGGUGAUGAAUCUGCUAUAUCGGUAUUUGAAGCAGCAUUGGAUGCAGAAUUGAAAAAAAUCGACACCUUUUAUACCCAGCAGGAACAAUUCAUUUUCAAAAGUAUCGAUGAGUUGAUUCGAGAUAUCGAAAAGUUUGAAAAUGAUAUUGAUACUGCUUUAAAAUCUAGCCAUAGAGUCAGACCAAAGCAAGUAAGAAGAAGGUUUUCAGAGUUUUCUCAUGAAAAUUUUGCCAAUAAUACAACUGAUAUGGAUAUGGAAUUUGCAGAAGGAGAAGGAGAUGACGACGAUGACGAUGAUCUCGAAGAAGAAGAAGAAGAAGAAGAAGUAGAAACAGGCAAUGAAAGAAGAAGAAAUGGGGAAAAUUCAUAUAUUGAAGGUUUGGAAAGGAGGGGUAUCGAAUCGCGCGGCAGAAAAGUAAAAAGAAUGGGGUCGGCACCUGUCAUUCUGAACCCAAAUGUAUUGACUCGAACAAAAUCAAUAGAUGAGUAUUUAAAGAAAUCGCCAACUUUAUGGAAUGAGUUGAGUAAUGCCACAAAUUUGGAUAGUACUAGGUUGUCUCCUCAAUUGGUUAUCCUCAGUGAAGGUCGAAUCAUUUUGAGAAAAAGAACUAUCGGCUUGUUCACAACAUUAUCUGAAUUGAAGUCGUACAUUGAAUUAAACUAUACUGGUUUUGAAAAAGCUUUGAAGAAAUUUGACAAGUCUUUAAAUACAAACAUAAAGGGAAGGUAUUUAGAAAAAUUACCAAAAUAUUCGUACAUUUUUCGAUCAUUGACUGUGAUUAAAGUCAACGAAAGAUUGCACUCUUUGGUGAAACUAUAUGCAUUGAUAUGCAAUCAUCCCGAUGAUUUGGAAGCUGCUAAAGCCGAGUUAUCGGUUCACUUAAGGGAACAUGUUGUAUGGGAGAGAAAUACCGUUUGGAGAGAUAUGAUUGGGUUGGAGAGAAGAACGUAUGCGGCAAACUCGAAAAUCGAACAAAGGGAUGAUAAAGAAUCGGAUUUGAAAAGCAGCGGAGCGAAUUUGAGUGAUUUCAACAUUUCAUUGAAAAACCCAGCAUUGAUAAAAUUGAUUGUAAUUAUAGUAAUCACAGCUAUACUACUAAUUGCAUCACCUUUCAAAGACCUUGCACAAAAGAAUUGCUUUGCAUUAUUGAUCUGCGCUUCUCUCCUUUGGGCUACAGAAGCUAUUCCAUUAUUUGUGACGUCACUACUACUCCCUUUGCUCAUCAUUAUUCUUGAUGUUCUUAAAAACGAUGAUGGGUCAUUAAUGGAUUCAGUGAUGGCAUCAAAGUAUAUAUUGAGUACAAUGUGGAAUUCGGUGAUUUUGUUGUUGCUAGGUGGGUUUACAUUAGCUGCUGCUUUAUCAAAGUAUCACAUUGCCAAAUUGAUCUCCACGUGGAUAUUAUCAAAAGCGGGAACCAAUCCUCCCGUUGUUCUACUCGCUAUAAUGGGGGUUGCUUUGUUUGCUUCAAUGUGGGUCUCCAAUGUUGCCGCGCCUGUUUUGUGCUUUUCUUUAAUUCAGCCAUUAUUAAGAACACUUCCAAAGGGGUCGCUGUUUAUUAAUGCAUUGAUAUUGGGAAUUGCAUUGGCUAGUAACGUCGGUGGUAUGGCUUCCCCUAUAGCUUCCCCUCAAAACGUCAUUGCUUUGCAGUACAUGGAUCCUGUACCUUCAUGGGGCCAGUGGUUUGUAGUAGCAUUGCCUGUAUGUGUUUUAUCAUUAUUGCUCAUUUGGAUGUUCUUGUUAGUAACGUUCAAUUGUAACGGUAAAAAUACUCAUUUAGUUCCAAUUAGAACCAUAGAUGACAAAUUCACACUUAUUCAAUGGUUUAUUUCUUUGGUGAGUAUUGGAACCAUAUUUUUAUGGUGUAUUGCUUCAAAGUUGACUGGGAUAUUUGGAGAAAUGGGAAUUAUCGCUUUGCUUCCAAUAAUUUUAUUCUUUGGUUCUGGUUUAUUAACUACAGAGGAUUUUAACAACUUUCCGUGGACAAUUGUUGUGCUUGCACAAGGUGGCUUGCUGCUUGGUAGUGCAGUUAAAUCAUCCGGUCUCUUGACCACCAUUGCACUUGAAAUACAAUCUCAGGUGCAGGGAUUCUCUUUAUUCGGUGUAACUAUUGCUUUUGGCUUUUUAAUUUUAAUUAUGGCCACCUUUGUGUCACACACUGUUGCUGCUUUAAUUGUGCUUCCUUUGGUGAAAGAAAUUGGAGACAAUAUGGAUGAGCCACAUCCAAACUUGCUUAUCAUGGUGAGCUGCUUUCUUUGUUCUUGUGCAAUGGGUUUGCCAUUAAGUGGAUUUCCCAAUAUAAUGGCAAUUUCAAUGGCUGAUGAAUUUGGAAAACCAUAUCUCACGGUGGGCACUUUUAUUACAAGAGGUGUUCCGUCAAGCUUUGUUGCCUUUGCUAUUGUUGUAAGCGUUGGUUAUGCAACAAUGAGGAUUAUCAAUUUUUGA
Molecule: messenger RNA, 2658 nt
Organism: Lodderomyces oxycetoniae
Lineage: Eukaryota; Fungi; Ascomycota; Pichiomycetes; Serinales; Debaryomycetaceae
Gene: PHO91
Product: Pho91p
Exons: 1
Coding region: 1-2658 (885 amino acids)
Biological process (GO): transmembrane transport; phosphate ion transport; polyphosphate metabolic process
Cellular component (GO): membrane
Molecular function (GO): phosphate transmembrane transporter activity
Source: RefSeq, a predicted model, not a curated record